Molecule: messenger RNA, 2039 nt
Organism: Dreissena polymorpha
Lineage: Eukaryota; Metazoa; Mollusca; Bivalvia; Myida; Dreissenidae
Product: phospholipase A and acyltransferase 3-like
Exons: 4
Coding region: 286-825 (179 amino acids)
Biological process (GO): N-acylphosphatidylethanolamine metabolic process
Cellular component (GO): cytoplasm
Molecular function (GO): glycerophospholipid phospholipase A1 activity; A2-type glycerophospholipase activity
Source: RefSeq, a predicted model, not a curated record
UUCCGUUGUGAUCGACAGAAGAAAACGCUAUGUAAAGUUGUCAUAAUAAUCGUUUACUGAAGAAGGCCUUUGGCCGAAAUAUUUAAUAAAAGAGUAAAUGUGUGAAGUUUUUAUAAAAUCAAUACUUAGAUCGCGCAGACGUGUCGUUCGUGAGCAUGAGUAAUAAAUAAUAAUAGCACAGCUAGUGUAACUGUUUGAGUGGAAAUUCACGUUCUAUCGUUAUUUCCAAACUGUUGAAUUGGAGCCCAACUAUUUGACUCGACAGAGUGACAUAUUAGUUGUGAUAUGGCUCAGCAAGUGUCGGUGCACAACGAGACGGUUUUAGCCUCACUUACACCCGGGGACUUGGUUGAGUUCAAAAGAGGCUAUUAUUCGCACUGGGCCAUCUACAAAGGAAACUGCAAGGUCGUCCAUCUGGCUGGCGACGAAAAUGACGGCCUAAACGCUAACCUGAACUCCGGUAACAUCUUCACUAUUUGCGGCAAACGAUUCAACAAGGCCUUCGUCCGUGUCGACGAUUUCUGGGAGGUUGCCGGCGAGUCAAAAGCCUAUAAAAACAACUCGCAUGACGGUUCUAGCACCCCAUUGUCUCCUGAAGAAGUCAUAGAAAAAGCCAUGGAAAUGAUUGGUGAGAUCGGUUACAACCUACUGUGGGGAAAUUGUGAACAUUUUGCAAAGUUUUGUAGAUACGGGAAAGCAAAAAGCAAACAGGUGGACAAUGUCUUCACAGCUGCUGCCGUCGCUGGUGUAGCCGCGUUGGGCGCGUUAUUUUUGUCCAAAAUGUUUGGGCCGUCCAAAAAGGAAGAUAAAAUCGAAGAAAAAUAAUUAGAGCCUAUGGACUCUGUUGUCCAAAAAGUACUUUGUUUGCGUCCACUUUAUAUGGUCGGACGGUUGGUGAAAACAAACAACAUGUUGGGCAUAAGAAAACAAUUCGCUUCUUUUGUGUUGGUGUGCAUAACUUUCUAAUUUAGUGCAAACUUGACCAUGUCAUGCUCUUUUGUUGUUUAUGAUGUUGUAAAUAUACAAUUAAUAACUUUUUUUAAAUGCUUUAUUAAUGAAAACACAAUAGCAAUUUUUAUCUGAAUCUUAUCUUAAUAGAUCUAUAUCUGAAAGUCGUUUAUACAUAUUUAAUAAAAUCUUGAAUUUUGUAAAUAAAUGUGCUUUUAAAUUAAUUGUACUUACAGUAACAGACAUUAACCAAUUAAAGUUUUGUUUGUUAAUGAUACUGUUGUGCCCUGAGACAUGUAUUAUUGUAAUUUAGUAUUAAUUGUCAAAAGUGCUUUACUUUUGUUCUCAUUUGAUUGUGAUAUAUAUCUAUUUGUAUUACAAUGUUGAUGAGGUAUUUCGAAUGAUGGACUUUUACUAUAAUAAAUAGUAAAUAACAAUUAUUGUAUACGCAAUUUCCAAGCAGUCAAUACAAUUUAUCAUGCGUUUUAAUUAAAUUAUAUGUGUUAUAAAAAAAUAAGAAGCAUAUAAAGGAGUAUAAUGAGGCGAUGUAAAAGGUACUAUCAACUUUACUCAUGUACGUACGCAAUGCAUUUAAUGAAUAUCUUCCUUUUAACAUCACACAAGGACUUGAAGAAAUAUGUGUAACUGUGUUGUGCUAUGACAUUUCUUAAUACAACAUAACUAUAUCAAACAUUAAACAACUAUGUUCGAUUCCUAAUUCAAAAGAUAUGCGAUGAUUACAGACGUUCUGUAUUCAUUAAUACAUUUCUAUAAGCGUCACUGUACUUAUUGGAUGAAAAUUAAGCCUGUCAACAAUAAUUUAUAUCAUAUAAACUGUUUUAGUUUAGUAUUUAGUAGGUCACACGGGUUAUUUUUAUUUAUGUUGCAUUACUAUUUGCUAUUGUAUCUCGUGUAUAUCGACAUGUAUGCUAACCCGAUAUAUCUACAUAGUACAUACAGUAUUAUUGUUGCGAUACAAUCUUUGUGUGACAGUUUUAUUGCAUUGAUUUUCUAUGAAUACGUUUAACUCGAUAUGAUAAUGUAUAUUGAUGUAACCAGUCACAAAUGCAAUUUAAAAGUUGUCUCCCUUG